Messenger RNA from Haplochromis burtoni (Burton's mouthbrooder), 2096 nucleotides. RefSeq names its product coiled-coil domain containing 3a (gene ccdc3a). Gene Ontology annotation, biological process: negative regulation of gene expression. The transcript is spliced from 3 exons. The coding region runs from base 551 to 1441 and encodes 296 amino acids. Gene Ontology annotation, cellular component: extracellular region. Lineage: Eukaryota; Metazoa; Chordata; Actinopteri; Cichliformes; Cichlidae. The record is from RefSeq and is a predicted model, not a curated record.
AUUAAUAAUCUUUUUGAUCGAAAGAGUUUUAUACAUCAUGUGGGUUAUAAUAUUAUGUCUGAGGUCACCAGGUUCAAAACCUCAGGUUCAUCACCUUUUCAUCAGGCAAAAUACCACUUCAACGCAUCGACCACCCCUCAUUGAAACUCUAAAUAUCAAAGCAGCGCACGAGUCCUUGAAGGCAUCACCAUCGCUCUGUUUAAACCUCGCCUCCUCCAAGCAGGAGAACGGACAGAGCUGCAGGUUGGAGCGGUUAGUCUUUGCACAUUCAUAUUAAUCCUACUUUAUUCUUUCCAAAAGUCUUCAGACGAUUGAAGUUAGCUUGAGUUUGUGUUAAUGCUCAAAAACUCUGUCUGAAAAAUUAUUUUCAUUGUGAUUUAGCAUCAUCAAGUGGUUGAGGUAAACACAUGUGCAUAACUUUUGCAAAAUCAACCAGAUUUGUUUACUUUCGGCCACUUGGCUGGGUCUCCUGGAAACACUUAGGAAAAAGGAAAGACUCAUCAACGCAGACUUUAGGAGGUGCCAGAUAAGAUUUUGUAGGCUUUUCGGGAUGUUUCCCACGACUAUCCUCCUCGCAACGCUCUGCGUUUUUGCGCAUCUGGACACCUUUACGCGUGGCUGCCAGCUCCCCUCGGAAUGGCGGCCGCUGAGCGAGGGCUGCCGGGCGGAACUUGCGGAGAUCAUCUUGUAUGCCCGGGUCCUGGCAAUCCACCGGGAGCCGGUGGGCGUUGGAGUGGGCAGUCUGUACAACUCCUUGCCCUUCGGGUUCGGAUACGGGUACGAGGGCGCAGAGGAAGGGCUGCUGUACUCUGCAGAGGUGGAGUUGCUGUGUGACCAAGCCUGGGGCAGCAUGCUGGAGGUACCCUCUGGAUCCAGGCUCAACCUGACCGGGCUUGGUUACCUGUCCUGUCAGUCCCACACCGUGAUGGAGAACUACUCCUAUUUCUUUUUCCUCAGGAUGGAUGAGAACUACAGCAUCCGACCUCAUGGGGUCAACUUCCAAGAUGCCAUCUUUGCUGACACGAUUGAGAACAGACGCACGUUUUCCAGUCUGUUUCAGUUCUCCAACUGCACUCAGGGGAGCCAACCAUUUCAGACUUUCAGCCCCGAGUGGGACAUGCAGGAAGACAGCAGGCUGCUGUGCUCCUCGGUGCAGGCUGCACUGUUUGAGGAGGAGGAACGAGGCCGGAAGUUGCAGGAGCGGUUGGCUGCAGCGGAAAGGAGGAACCGGCAGCUGAAGGAGCGAGUUCGCAAGGUGAAGCGUUCCUUGAGGAACGCCCGCAAAGCUGCACGCAAGGCUGAGCAGCAGGCACAGGAGCUGCAACAGAGGCUAAAAGCCUCAGAGAGAAUGGCGGGACAUCACCUCAACACUAUAACACAGAAGGAGCCUCCACUCGGGGGUUACACAAGUGCAGCGAUACGUCACAGGAUGCAACUUUAAAUCGUAUAAGUGCCACUCACCUGGACUGCAGAGUGGUUGUAGAUCUGGAGAGACUGCUGGGCGGUCUCUCUGCAAGGGACGGAGAAGUGUCACUUAUGAGUAAAAACACUUUAAAAGCAAUACUCUUCACAGUUGUCUUGUAAAUAAACUGCUAUCCCUUUUCUUUCUACCUGGAACUCCUCUAAUAAACUGUGGAUAAGCGUGAUUCCCACUUAUCUGAUAAAAAUAAACAGUUUUCUGAAUGAGAAUCAAACAUUUCUCUUUUCCCACUGAUUCCUUCUUUGGUUGUUCAGCUCUGCUGCCUUCAUGAGUGGAUUAAGUGGCAGAGCUGUGCUCAUCUCAAGAUGUUGUCUUGCUCUGCUCUGACACUAAGAGCAGCUGUGAGCAAUAGUAACAGCCACAGUGGGAGCUUAUUGAGAUGUGAAGGACAAUUAGUUCUCUUUGCUUUUCAGCUGUUAAUUAAAACACAGUUAUGAUUUUCACAAGGCACCACUUUUACCUCAGUGGAAAAAACCUGCACCAGGGAACUAUUUAGGGAUAGAGUUCAGUUGCUUUUAAGUUUCAUGCCAGAAUUCCAGAUAGACAAAGUUUCACAAGCUAUAGGAGGUGUCAGCUUUACAAUAAAGUCUAUAACAAGGAUUUUGGCCUCUGAGUU